This is a messenger RNA of Spirometra erinaceieuropaei, 921 nucleotides long. NCBI's taxonomy places the organism in Eukaryota, Metazoa, Platyhelminthes, Cestoda, Diphyllobothriidea, Diphyllobothriidae. The record is from the annotation of a GenBank genome assembly.
AUGGAUUCAUCGAACAGUUCUUCUCCCCAAGUGGACGCUAAACCCUACGAUGACGGACCCGGCUCGAUUGAAAAUAUACAUAAUAAGGCGCACGAUAUUUUCCCUGUCCCGUUCUCUGGAAUUAAACUGCUCAUAAAUAAGGGACUGUCUCCACACUUCCAAGUCAACCAUUCGCUCACCCUUAGCAGCAAUGAGUCUGCUGGGUAUCGAUUUGGUGCCACAUACGCCGGUCAUAACAAAGUUUCGGAAUCGGAGGCGUAUCCCGUUUUAAUGGGCGAGCUCCAGCCGGAUGGACAGUUACAAGCACAAAUGGUUACACAAGUCUCCCCGUUGAUUCGGAUGAGAUACCUUGCCCAGAUCCAGCGCUUUAAAAUGGCCGGACAACAACUUUCCACGGAAUUUCGUGGCGGCAAAUGGAAUGCUGGCAUUACUCUCAUUAAUCCCGACAUAAAUCGUGGACAAGUGAUGUCAGCGAUCGAUACUGUGCGUCAAGUUUCCAAGAGGUUUUAUCUUGGAACGAUGUUUUUCUACCACUUGUCCUCACAACUACCUGGCGGCCAGGAUGGAGUAUGGAGUUUUGGGGGAAAAUAUGUCUCGGACUUCUGGCAGUUUGCUGCAACCGCCCGGCCUUACCAGUUGGCUUUCCAUAGUAGUUUCCACAUGAAAGUAAACGAGAAUUUACAACUUGCCGCCGAGCUUGAGUCAAGCUACCAACAGCAGACUAGUACGGCCACUGUCGGCUACCAGUACGACAUUCCAAAGUCAAACGUAUCUUUCAGAGCUCAACUGGACUCGAACUGGAAUAUUUCUGCAAUGCUAGAAAAGCGGCUGCUGCCGUUCCCGUUCACUUUUACCAUAAGCGCUCUUGGCAACCACGUCGCUUCCAAGUACGAAGUGGGCGUCGGCUUAACCGUUGGUUAA